GGCGCGGCGCGGCGCGGCUCGGCGCGGGGCGGGCGGUCGGUGCUGCAGUGGAGGCGGCGGCGCUGCGGGAGGAGGCCUCGCCGGGCGGCGCAGCAGCGGCGGCGGCGGCGGCUCGGCUCGGCGCGCCGGGCCCGCACCGGCCCAGGUGGCAGGAGCAGGCGGCGGCGGGACGGACGCACGGACGCCCAGACGGACGCACGGACACCCGGACGCAGGGGCUGCGCGGGCGAGGGCUGCCCCCCCCCAGCGGAGCGCCUCCCCUCCGCCGGCCUCCGCGGGGCUGCUUUUCCCUGGAUUUUUCUUUUUUAACCCCGUCCCGCCGCGCCCCGCGCCAUGCCGUCCAGCGGCAGCCUCGACGCCAGCAGCCCCGCGCCGGACCGCGAGGCGCUCGACACGCACAAGCAGGGGGAAGAGGAGCCGGAGGAGACGCAGAGCAAGGAGGAGAAGCAGGAUCCGGGGACGCCCAUGAGGAAAGUUGGGCGCCCGGGGCGGAAGCGCAAACAUGCCCAGGUGGAAAGCAGCGACGCCCCCAAAGACGCCGCCGCCGCGCCCAGGUGCCCCCCGCCGCGCCCGGAGCCCGGCGCCGCCGAGCAGGUGCCCAACGGCGAGGCGGAGGCCGACGGCGCCCAGUGGAAGGGGGCGGAGGAGAGCGACGGGAGCCCCAAGGGCGGGCGCCGCGACGAGGACGACGCCGAGAGCCUGCCGGACGGCGAGACGGGCCGGGCCCUGGAGAACGGCCGCUGCACCCCCAAGGAGGGCCUGGACCCCCAGGCCGAUGAGGGUGAGCUGGCCCCUUCCGACCCCCAGAAGAAACGAGGCAGGAGGAAACUCUUGGAGGCGGCCGAGAAAAGCAAGGAAGAGAAGGAAGAAAACAGCUUCGACACCCUGAAAAUGGAGGGCUCCCGAGGGCGGCUGCGCGGAGGGCUGGGCUGGGAGUCGAGCCUGCGCCAGCGGCCCAUGCAGCGGCACACCUUCCAGGCCGGCGACCCCUACUACAUCAGCAAGCGCAAGCGGGACGAGUGGCUGGCGCGCUGGAAGAGGGAGGCUGAGAAGAAGGCCAAGGUCAUCGCCGUGAUGAACGUGGUGGAGGAGACGCCGCGGGCCGAGCCCCAGAAGGAGGAGGAGGCCAGCCCCCCGGCCUCGCAGCAGCCCACGGACCCCGCCUCGCCCAACGUGGCCACCACGCCUGAGCCAGUGGUGGCCGACGCCGUGGACAAGAGCACGUCCAAGUCGGCCGACGACGAGCCCGAGUACGAGGACGGCCGAGGCUUUGGCAUAGGCGAGCUGGUGUGGGGCAAGCUGCGCGGCUUCUCGUGGUGGCCCGGACGCAUCGUCUCCUGGUGGAUGACCGGCCGGAGCCGGGCGGCCGAGGGCACGCGCUGGGUCAUGUGGUUCGGGGACGGCAAGUUCUCGGUGGUCUGCGUGGAGAAGCUCCUGCCGCUCAGCUCCUUCUCCAGCGCCUUCCACCAGGCCACCUACAACAAGCAGCCCAUGUACCGCAAAGCCAUCUACGAGGUGCUGCAGGUGGCGAGCAGCAGAGCGGGGAAGAUCUUCCCCGCCUGCCCGGAGAACGACGAGACGGACACCUCCAAGGUGGUGGAGAUCCAGAACAAGCAGAUGAUCGAGUGGGCGCUGGGCGGCUUCCAGCCGUCCGGCCCCAAAGGCCUGGAGCCCCCCGAAGAGGAGCGCAACCCCUACAAAGAAGUUUACACGGAGAUGUGGGUAGAGCCGGAGGCAGCCGCCUACGCCCCACCCCCGCCAGCCAAAAAACCCAGGAAAAGCACAACGGAGAAGCCCAAGGUCAAGGAGAUCAUCGACGAGCGCACCCGAGAGCGACUCGUCUACGAGGUGCGGCAGAAGUGCAGGAACAUCGAAGAUAUCUGCAUCUCCUGCGGGAGCCUCAACGUCACCCUGGAACACCCUCUAUUUAUCGGAGGAAUGUGCCAAAACUGCAAGAACUGCUUCUUGGAGUGCGCGUACCAGUACGACGACGACGGCUACCAGUCCUACUGCACCAUCUGCUGCGGUGGCCGCGAGGUGCUCAUGUGCGGCAACAACAAUUGCUGCAGGUGCUUCUGCGUGGAGUGCGUGGACCUGCUGGUGGGCCCCGGGGCAGCCCAGGCGGCCAUCAAGGAGGACCCCUGGAACUGCUACAUGUGCGGCCAUAAGGGCAUCUACGGGCUGCUGCGGCGGCGGGAGGACUGGCCCUCCCGCCUCCAGAUGUUCUUCGCCAACAACCACGACCAAGAGUUUGACCCACCAAAGGUUUAUCCGCCGGUGCCGGCCGAGAAGAGGAAGCCCAUCCGAGUGCUCUCGCUCUUCGACGGCAUCGCCACAGGCCUGCUGGUGCUGAAGGACCUGGGCAUCCAGGUGGACCGCUACAUCGCCUCCGAGGUGUGCGAGGACUCCAUCACCGUGGGCAUGGUGAGGCACCAGGGCAAGAUCAUGUACGUCGGGGACGUCCGAAAUGUCACCCAGAAACACAUACAGGAAUGGGGCCCCUUCGACCUGGUCAUCGGAGGAAGCCCCUGCAACGACCUCUCCAUCGUCAACCCGGCCAGGAAGGGCCUCUACGAGGGCACCGGGCGGCUCUUCUUCGAGUUUUACCGCCUCCUGCACGAAGCCCGGCCCAAGGAGGGCGACGACCGGCCCUUCUUCUGGCUCUUCGAGAACGUGGUGGCCAUGGGGGUGAGCGACAAACGGGACAUCUCGCGCUUCCUCGAGUCCAACCCCGUCAUGAUUGAUGCCAAAGAAGUGUCUGCAGCGCACAGGGCACGGUACUUCUGGGGGAACCUCCCCGGGAUGAACAGGCCGCUCGCCUCCACGGUCAACGACAAGCUGGAGCUGCAGGAGUGCCUGGAGCACGGCAGGAUAGCCAAGUUCAGCAAAGUGCGAACCAUCACCACUCGCUCCAACUCCAUCAAGCAGGGCAAAGACCAGCAUUUCCCCGUCUUCAUGAACGAGAAGGAGGACAUCCUGUGGUGCACGGAGAUGGAGAGGGUCUUCGGCUUCCCGGUGCAUUACACAGACGUGUCCAACAUGAGCCGCCUGGCCCGGCAGAGACUGCUCGGCAGAUCCUGGAGCGUGCCGGUGAUCCGCCACCUCUUCGCUCCCCUGAAGGAAUACUUUGCCUGCGUUUAAGAGACACGCACAGGAACUGGUGACGCGGAGCGAGUCCAACUAAACCAUCCACGAGAAGUGAAAACGCGGAAUGAGAGAAGAAUCAGCACCCAGAAGAGAGACAGGAUUUCACAGCCCCACCGGGAUCUGGCACACGUCUCCCCGAGCGAAAGGGUUCGGUGUCCUCUCCUGAAUUCCCAAUGUUCAGCUUUUAGCCUAUUUAAAAAAAAAAAAAAACACAAAAACAAAACAAAAAAAAACAAGCGAAAAAAAAAACCACAAAAACCAAAACCAUUUUUUUGGGGGGUAAACCUUUUAAUUUCCCGCUCUUUUCUGGCUGGGUUUUUCUGUUCGUUUGGUUUCUGCUUCUCGGAGCAGCGAGCGAGACGAGCCGCUUUCGCGAGCGCUGCUCCCGGAGGAGGGAACCGGCAGCGGGAAACCCCGGCCCGGAGAGGCGGGCGGACGGACGGACGGACGGACGGAGGGGACGGCCCCGCCGCUCCCGGCUCGCGCGUCGCCUCGGCCGGGGCGGCAGGCGCGGGAGGCGCUGGGCCGGCUCCGCGGCGCCGGGCCUCACUCUUUCCACCAGCACCAUUCCUGGUGAUACGGAGCAAACCCAACUCGCAGGGAAGCCAAGAACACACACACCACACACCACACGUUUUCUACAGUAUUUUGGGUGCCUACCACACAGGAUAUCUUGAAGAAAGCAGAUCCUAGAAGCCGCUGUUACCUCUUGUUUACAGUUUAUAUAUAUAUGAUAGAUAUGAGAUAUAGAUAUAUAUAUAUAUAAAAGGUACUGUUACUACUGUACAACCUGACUUCAUAAUGGUGCUUACAAACAGCGGGGUGAGUCGAGACAUCAGCUUCCAUGUUGCCUUACGUGCCAGGCCUUUCCGGAGCCGUGCGGGAGGGGGCCGGGGCCAAGGGGUGGCGGAAAAGCCGGGGCCCCCGCCGGCGCGGCGCGGCGCGGGGCGGGAAGCCGUCUCCAUCCCGAGUCAUGCAAUAACCUUUUUCUGUCCCCAAAGGAAAGCGCCUCCCUUCGCGGCUCCGGGCAGCGGCCGCCGUCCCGCCCUCCCCUCCCCGCCGCCGGCCGGGCCCUCGCGGGAGAACCGACGACACACAAACGUACUGGUGCUGUUCUGCGUACGUGGCCCCGGGGCGCCGGCCCCGGGGCGUCCCCGUCCCCCCCUCCCCGGGCCGCGGCCGCGCGGCGAGAGGCCGCUGCCGGCGCGCGUGUCCGUCCCUGCCGCGGCGCGCGGCGAGCCGGGCGCUGGCGCGGCGAGGCUGGUGCCGGCGCGGCGAGGUCGGUGCCGGUGCAGGUGCCCGUCUGCACCGCGGGCGCGCGGCGAGGCUGGUGCCAGUGUGGCGAGGUUGGUGCUGGUGCAGCGAGGUUGGUGCCGGUGCAGGUGCCCAUCUGCACCCCGGGGUGCACGGUGAGGCUGGUGCUGGCAUGGCGAGGUUGGUGCUGGUGCAGAUGCCCAUCUGCGCUCCGGGGUGCACGGUGAGGCUGGUGCUGGCAUGGCGAGGUUGGUGCUGGUGCAGGUGCCCAUCUGCACCCCGGGGUGCACGGUGAGGCUGGUGCUGGUGCAGAUGCCUGUCUGCACCCUAAGGUGCACGGUGAGGUUGGUGCUGAUGCAGAUGCCUGUCUGCACCCUAAGGUGCACGGUGAGGUUGGUGCCAGUGCAGGUGCCCAUCUGCACCCUAAGGUGCACGGUGAGGUUGGUGCUGAUGCAGAUGCCUGGCUGCACCCCGGGGUGCACAGUGAGGCUGGUUCUGGUAUGGCGAGGUUGGUGCUGGUGCAGGUGCCCAUCUGCGCUCCGGAGUGCACGGUGAGGCUGGUGCCGGUGCAGAUGCCCGUCUGCACCAUGAGGUGCACGGUGAGGCUGAUUCUGGCACAGCCAGGUUGGUUGGUGCUGGUGCAAAUGCCCAUCCGCACCACGAGGUGCACGGUGAGGCCAGUGCCGGCAUGGCAAGGUUGGUGCCGGUGCAGAUGCCCGUCUGCACCCGGGGUGCACGGUGAGGUUGGUGCCGGUGCAGAUGCCCGUCUGCACCCCGGGUGCCUGGAGGGGCUGGUGCUAGCGCAAAGGGGCCGAUGCCGGUGCAGACGCCCGUCUCUGCCGCGGGGCGCACGGCGAGGUUGAUGCCAGCACGGAGAGGCCGGUGCCGGCGCGGUGACGCUGAUGGUGGCGUGUUGAGGCUGGUGCCGGGGCAGAGGCCGCUCGGGGCGAGCGGGCUGCUCCCUCCCGCGCCUGCCUGCUGCUGCCUGCAGGUGCUGCCUGCCGGGGCGGCGCGGGGCCGGCUCCCCCGGCACAGGGUGCUGCAAAAACCGGGCUGGGGCCGCGAGCCGGGGGGGCCGCGGCGGGGCCGAGCCCGGCAGGGAUGCAGGCAGGGAGGCAGGCAGGGCGGAUGCGAGAGCGGGGCCGGGAGCCGGAGGGGCCGGGAGGCGUGUGUGGGCUGCGGGCCCUGGUGCUACAUCCCGGGCGCUGGUGCUACAUCCGAGCGCGCGGCCGGGCCGGUCGGUCGGCGGCGAUGGCAACGGGGCCGUGCCAGGCGCCGGGCGGGCAGGGACGGUGCCGGGGGCCGUGUGCCCCCCUCGGUGGCCGUGCCCAGGGCCCCCGGCAGCUCGCCGGCUCCCCGCGCUCUGUCCUCGGGUUGGACUUCUUUUGCUGCACGGGGCUGUUCAGGGAGCCGUUUUCCUCCUUUCCGAGCGUGCUUUCGACGCGGACUAAGCAAUCCUCUCCCAUCGGCGUUCACCGGGCCCUGCCGCCCGCGGUGCCCUGCACCGGGGCCGUCCCAGCCCCCCCUUUCCCACAGGCAUGGCACCCCCUGCCCGCUCCUGCCGCGGGGUCGCACGGCUUUGCAAGGCGCUCAGCACCCUGCGGCGUUGCACCGCUUUGCAAGGUGCUCCACCGCUUUGCAAGGCGCUCAGCACCCUGCGGCGUUGCACCGCUUUGCAAAGCAGCUCCCCGGCGUUGGCAGAUGCCGCGGGGCACCGCUGGGUCGGCGCGGGCUCCUCCGCCGCGGAGCAGGGACACGGGGCAUCGCCGCGCCGGGGCGGCCGCAUCGGGCACCGGCGCGGGAGAAGCCGCGGGGACUGGUGCUAAGGCGCGGGGGAGGCUCGGAGGGUCUCCGGCCCCCGUCGCCGUCUCUUCCUCUAACUGUGAAUGGUGCCGGGGUGCCCGUGGGGCGCCCGUGGGGCGGGCGCCGAGGCCGGCCGCGCCGCCGGCCGCUCGCUGCGGGGUGCUGGCUAAUUCGCAGCGAGCCGCGCCGGCGGCCCCCGGGGCCGCGCAGGGUGCUCGGAGCGGUGCUAGGACCUGAGGAGGCGGUGGCGGGGGGGGGGCAGCUGCAGGGCCCCCCCGUCCCGCCGUCGCGCUGGUGCUAAGAGGGGUUGAAGGCCCCGUUUAACUGUGCGCGGGGGUUUUCUCGAGGGCGUCUCGGCCGCGGGGCGCUGCGGGCCCGGCUGGGCACCAGCUGGCUGAGCUGGGUCUUUUGCUAAAGGAGGGAGGCAGGAUGAGGCCCGUGCGCCUCCCGGCCCCAGGCAGCUCUGAGCCGCCGUCCGCAGGCUCCGGCUUGGCUCCGGGCCUGGGUCCCGCGUGGUCGCACAGCGCCGGGUGUAGGGCUUGCGCGGUGCUGCGGUGCCGGGUGUAGGGCUUGCAUGGUGAUGCAGAGCUGGGUGCCGGUCUUGCACAGCCCUGCAGAGCCGGGUGUAGGGCUUGCACGGUGCUGCUGUGGUGGGUGCCAGUCUUGCACAGCCCUGCAGAGCCGGGUGCCAGUCGUGCAUGGUGCUGCAGAGAUGGGUGCAAGUCUUGCACGGCCCUGCAGAGCCGGGUGUAGGUCUUGCACGGCCCUGCGGAGAUGGGUGCUGGUCUUGCACAGCACUGCAGAGCCGGGUGCCAGUCGUGCAUGGUGCUGCAGAGAUGGGUGCAAGUCUUGCACGGCCCUGCAGAGCUGGAUGCCAGUCUUGGCACAGCCCUGCAGAGCUGGGUGCCGGUCUUGCAUGGCACUGCAGAGACGGGUGCAAGUCUUGCACGGUGCUGCAGAGCUGGGUGCCAGUCUCAUGUGGCCCUGCAUUGCCGGGUGCAAGACUUGCACUGCCCUGCAGUGCCGGCUGCCAGUCUUGCAGGUCCCUGCAGCGCAGGGUGCCACUCUCGUGUGGCCCUGCAGCGCCGGGUGCAAGACUUGCAUGGCCCUGCAGUGCUGGGUGCCAGUGUUGCAUGGCCCUGCAGCGCUGCGUGCACGUGGCACAUGGCCUUGCAGCGCUGGGUGCAAGACUUGCAUGGCCCCGCAGCACUGGGUGCAAGACUUGCAUGGCCCCGCAGCGCCGGGUGCAAGACUUGCGCCGCCCCGCAGCGCUGGGCGCGGGUGGCACGUGUCCCCGCGGCGCCGGGUGCCAGCCUCCCGUGUGCCCGCCGUGCCGCGCGCGGGUCCCGCGCCGGGAAGCAGGUUCCUGCCGCUCCACAACUGGAAAGGCGCCCGGGCGCCCGGCCUUCGGGGACACGCCGCCGUCCCCCCCCGCAGCCGCCGGGUCGUCGGGGGGGCCGUGGGGGCGCGUGGGGGAAAGAGUUCAGUUUUUAACGUACCCGACUCACAUCUUUUUUUAAAACAAACAGGCAAAUUUUGUUGCACAGCCCUAGAUUUAAACAGAAAAAAAUAAAAAAAAAAAAACAAAAAGCCUAAAUUCCUUAAGAUCCGCCGAGGGAGUAGGUGAAAAACACGGUGCUAAAACAUUUUAUUAAAAAUAUAUAUUGUUAAAUUAAGUCUGCUGUCUGGACAAUGACUGUUUGUUUUGUUUUCUUGUAGUGGAGUUUCAAAGAGCACUAUUAUUUUACUCUUAUAUAUUAUUAUUAAAAAAAAAAACAAAAAACAAAAAGGCAUUUUAACUUUGUACUUGAAAACUAAAUGAGAGAUUUCAUGUGUUUUAGCCUAGACAUUGAAGUAGCUGACGCUUAACUAUUUGUGGGGAAUCAUGUAUCCAUACCGAGGAAUAAACGCGUAGCGACUCUGGUG
Messenger RNA from Dromaius novaehollandiae (emu), 8130 nucleotides. RefSeq names its product DNA methyltransferase 3 alpha (gene DNMT3A). Gene Ontology annotation, cellular component: nucleus; cytoplasm. Gene Ontology annotation, biological process: negative regulation of DNA-templated transcription. Lineage: Eukaryota; Metazoa; Chordata; Aves; Casuariiformes; Dromaiidae. Gene Ontology annotation, molecular function: DNA (cytosine-5-)-methyltransferase activity. The coding region runs from base 334 to 3141 and encodes 935 amino acids. The transcript has 23 exons. The record is from RefSeq and is a predicted model, not a curated record.